Messenger RNA from Gymnodraco acuticeps, 1908 nucleotides. It is a transcript of the gene trim55b, whose product is annotated as tripartite motif containing 55b. The coding region runs from base 192 to 1049 and encodes 285 amino acids. The record is from RefSeq and is a predicted model, not a curated record. Gene Ontology annotation, molecular function: zinc ion binding. The transcript is spliced from 7 exons. Lineage: Eukaryota; Metazoa; Chordata; Actinopteri; Perciformes; Bathydraconidae.
AGAAGGUUUCUAAAAACAGACCUGACACAGCGAGGCCUCUGGAGCUCUCACUCUCUCUCCGCUCUGAUACUUUGGGUUACUUUGGGUUACUUUGAGUUAGUUUGGGUUACUUUGAGUUAGUUUGGGUUAGUUUGAGUUAGUUUGGGUUAGUUUAAGAGUUAAAGCAGUGGAUUAAUCUACUGGUUUGCACUAUGAACUCCAUGGAGAACCUGGAGAAGCAGCUGAUCUGCCCGAUCUGUCUGGAGAUCUUCACCAAGCCAGUGGUGAUCCUGCCCUGCCAACACAACCUCUGCAGGAAGUGUGCCAACGACGUGUUCACGGCCUCUAACCCCUACCUCCCCACCAGAGGAGGAUCUAUUUCUUCUGGUGGAAGGUUCCGCUGUCCCUCCUGCAGACAUGAGGUGGUUCUGGAUCGCCACGGAGUCUACGGUCUGCAGAGGAACCUGCUGGUGGAGAAUAUCAUCGACAUGUUCAAACAGGAGACCAGCAGCAGCAGCAGCAGCACGCCGGCCUCCGAGAGGAAGGAGGAGUCUCCGAUGUGUGUCGUGCACGAGGGAGAGAAGAUCAACAUCUACUGCGUGACGCACGGCGUGCCCACCUGCUCCAUGUGCAAAGUGUUCGGAGAGCACAAAGACUGCGAGGUGGCGCCCAUCUCCAGCGUCUUCCAGACCAAGAAGUCGGAGCUGAGUGACGGGAUCGCAAUGAUGGUCGGGAACAACGACCGCAUGCAGGGCAUCGUCAGCCAGCUGGAGGAGGCCUGCAGGGUCAUAGAGGAGAACGGCCGGCGGCAGAAGACUCUGGUGUGUGAGAAGUUCGACCUCCUGUACUCGGCGUUGGAGGGGAAGAAGAGAGACAUGAGUCAGAAAGUGACGUCGGAGCAGGACGAGAAGCUGACGUACAUCAGAGGACUGAACAAGAAGUACGGAGAACAUCUGGAGGAGAGCUGCAAGAUGGUGGAGCACGGCAUCCAGAACAUGGAGGAGCCGGAGAUGGCUCUGUUCCUGCAGAACACCAAGCCUCUGCUCAAAAACUGCUACCGGAGUUACUAGAAACGGAGGUGUGCGACUGCAGCUGCUCUCUCUUUGUUCAGAUGGAAACCUGCUCUGAGAGACUUCCAGGAGUAACUCUGAUCAGUCUGAUAGAAAGAGAAAACAACACCUCGAUGAAAAGCACUCCAACUGGGACUGAACUCAAACUGUAAUGUCUUCUGCAGUCUUUAUUAUUGUGGAGGUGAUUCUAACACAUCACUUUAUCACCAUGGAAACAGAGACGUCGAACAGUCUGCAAAAUGCAUGACAAGUAACAUUUAAAUGUGUAUUUGAUAUCAUGACAGCAACUGUUGUGUGUUCCUGCUCUGAUGCGUGCAGCUGGAGUGCAGACCGUGAUAUCAUCCUAAUAACUCCUUAGCUGUUUGAACUCCUCGAGCUGAACUAUAUUUUACUUUUCACUUUAUCACCAACGAUUCUCCUGAAUGUGUUUCGACCUCAAUGAUGUCUCGAGUCAGUCUGAUCUGAUUCCAUGUUAUUUAUAUAUUGUUGGAUGCAGUCUUUAUUAUUUUGGAGGUGGGUUUUUACAUAAAACUUUAACAUAAAUGAAACUUAUUUUCACCUCUACUUGAGAAUUUGCAAACACUAUUCAUAGACGCUUCAUAUGUUGUUAGGAAUUAAGAUGAAGAAGAUAUGUAUUAGAGACUUUAUAUUUAACGGUUCAAACGGGUGCAAAAUGUGGACAUUAUUUCCGUUGUGGCUUUUUUUUUACACAUAACUUUAUCACAAAUUAUUCUUAAAUGUUUUUAGACCUCAAUGUCUCGAGACAAUUUGACCGGGAGAGUGCCGGGUGCAAAGGGGUUAAAAGCUACUCCCCGAUCUGGGAUCAAUAGAUUGAGUCUGAUCAAUAGAUUCUGAUCCA